This is a messenger RNA of Trichomonas vaginalis G3, 187 nucleotides long. RefSeq names its product organellar and viral DNA polymerase type B. The annotation marks the transcript as partial. NCBI's taxonomy places the organism in Eukaryota, Parabasalia, Trichomonadida, Trichomonadidae. The record is from RefSeq and is a predicted model, not a curated record. The transcript has a single exon.
AUGUAUCGGAAGUUGUCUAAGUUAGAACACUCGGAAAUAAAACAACUUCUUACAGAAGCUAACAUAGAUGUUGCAAAGCAUUACGCAACAAACAAAAAGGCACUCGCUGACAUCCUCAAUGACUACAAUGGUGAAAUAACUUAUGAUAGAAUUCAUGAGUUCAUAAAUGCAAGAGCAUUUCCUUUAA